AUGGCUGAAGAUUCUUCUGAUUCAAUUUUGUCUGCUUUAACAAUACCAAAAAUUCCAAAUAAUGGAUUUGAUGCGCAUACUUUCUAUUAUGAUUUUAUUAAAGACGUAGCCAAUUUUCUUUUACGUAAUACUCGACUUCACCUUCCUCCAAAACGUACUUUCACUAUUCUCGAAAUAGAAUUUUAUUUGCGUGAUGAAGUUAACGAUCAUUGUGAUCCCUUCAGUCAUGGUCAUGAACAUCAACUAACUUGUGGUGAAUGGUACUUUCAUCAUGUCGGUCGAUUUGGUUAUCGAGGUGGAUCAAGAAAAGGUAUCGAUAUUACGUUUGGUUCCAAAAAUAGAAAUAUAUAUGGUGGAAUAUUGAUACGCGCAAUAAGAGAUGAUGAAACUAAUCAAGUAAUAGAAGGACCAAGUUUAGUUGUUGAUAAGAUUCUGGAAUUAUGUGAUGUAGAUCAGCAAGGUGGUAUCCGAAAAUUAGUAGAGGUUAAAUGGAAAGGUCAAAGUGGGAUUUCAACAAAUAUGGAAAACUCUAAUGGUCUGGUAUAUUUAGAGAAGAUCGACGAUGAAAAUGCUAAUAACGUUGAUAUGUCGAUGAUUAUAGGAAAAAAAAGGCGCAAAAAUGCAACUGUCGUGACCUCACCUUUUUUCACUCAAGCAUUUUCAAAAAGGAUUAAAAAGGAUUAUCACGAAGAUUCAAGCAUGAACCGAUCAACUUCAGAACUUGUUUUAUAUAGCUCGCCAAGAGUUGGAUUGACACUUUUUAAUACACAGCCGUCUCCAUCUUGCCGACUGCGGUAUUUGUUAAAACCUUACAGAUUCUUUCUUUUUCCACAUCUUCUCAAUAAAGGCAAAAUGCAAAUUGUGAUCGGAUUAUACGAGCGAUUUAAAAAUAUUGACAAGGUGUCCGAAGCGUCGAAUAUUAGUCGAUCUGUAGUUGAACGAUGUAUUAAAGAAAUGACGGCUGGUAUGAAUAACGGUAAUAUCAACGAUUUUGUUGGAAAAAAAGGAAGAGGCACAAAUGGCAAUGAUUAUUGUCGUAUGGUUGGAGCGGUGAGAAAAUGGGAAACAGAAACAUACAAUAAAUCUGAACGUGAGCAUAUAUAG
Molecule: messenger RNA, 1104 nt
Organism: Cetraspora pellucida
Lineage: Eukaryota; Fungi; Glomeromycota; Glomeromycetes; Diversisporales; Gigasporaceae
Source: the annotation of a GenBank genome assembly